Messenger RNA from Coprinopsis cinerea okayama7#130, 945 nucleotides. RefSeq lists its product as hypothetical. NCBI's taxonomy places the organism in Eukaryota, Fungi, Basidiomycota, Agaricomycetes, Agaricales, Psathyrellaceae. Bases 1 to 945 code for a protein of 314 amino acids. The transcript is spliced from 10 exons. The record is from RefSeq and is a predicted model, not a curated record.
AUGUCCUCUGGCGGAGUGAACCUACAUAUCACCAUUGGCGCCAUUCAAAUAGGAUCACUAUGUUCUAUGUUCUUGUUCGGCAUCGCGACUGUUCAAACGCAUACCUAUUAUCAAGGGUUCCCAGAUGAUAGAAGAUACUUCAAAGCGCUGGUUGGCAUCAUGUGGAUCCUGGAGCUGUUCCACACAUUUUGCGUGUCUGCUGAAGUCUACAGGACGACGAUAGUUCACUACGGCAACCCAGCGAGUCUCAUCAAUCUCCCGUGGAUGGCGAUCGCCAUCUUCGCGAGCGCGACUGUCACUUUCCUCACCCAUACCUUCUUCGCUUCCCGUGUGUGGAUAGUCCUUCCCCAUCCUUGGAGAUUUAUCGGGCCUGUGUGCAUGUUCUUGACCUUCGUCGCCUACAUUCUUUCGCUCGUCUCAGCAGUUGCCGGCGUUAUUGAGGCGAAUUUGAUCGUAUACGAGGAGAAGUGGGGGUGGACGGUGUACAUCGUUCUCAUCAGCGGGGUGGUACUGGACAUCGUCCUCUCGAGCUCGAUGGUAUUUUAUCUUUGGCUGCAGCGGGGCAGGGUGCUUGAUCGGUCUAUGCGCCUCAUUGACCGCGUGGUUCAGUAUACAAUCUGCACAGGAGUUCUCACUAGCGUCACGGCGCUGGGAUUUGUGAUUUCGUUUGGCGUCGAAAAUGGCUCCUUUAUCUGGGUAGCGUUUUUCACCUGCCACGCAAAACUGUACUCGAACAGUAUCCUUGCAACCCUCAACUCUCGAAUGAGCUUCCGCGCCCCUGGAACAUCAGUAUCAAGUCGCCAGCAAUCUAGCUCUCAUGCCGCCCACCGCAUGGGUGCCAUCGAGUCUUACAGAGGCUCGGAACGCCGCCCAGUCAAGGUGAAUGUCGAGAUGACAUCCAGCGUUCAUCGCGAAGAGGAUGUCAAGCCAGUAUCAGUUCCGUAA